Clarias gariepinus (North African catfish) is the source of this 1500-nucleotide messenger RNA. RefSeq names its product nicotinamide N-methyltransferase-like. The record is from RefSeq and is a predicted model, not a curated record. The transcript has 3 exons. Gene Ontology annotation, molecular function: N-methyltransferase activity. The coding region runs from base 35 to 835 and encodes 266 amino acids. Gene Ontology annotation, cellular component: cytosol. Lineage: Eukaryota; Metazoa; Chordata; Actinopteri; Siluriformes; Clariidae.
UUCUCAUUCCCACUUGAACUUUUCACUAAACAUCAUGGCGGAGAGCUCUCAGUUCACCGAGGGAGACUACUAUCAGGAGUGUUUUAACUCAAGAGCCUACAUGAAUUGUUUUUAUCGUCUUCGAGAAGGUCACUCGGAUGAGGAGGAGUAUCUUAGUUUUGUUUUAGGAUGCCUGAGCAAGAUUUUUUUGACUGGCCAGAUCAAAGGGAGGAGGCUGAUUGAAGUGGGAAGCGGGCCGACUAUUCACGCCGUCAUCAGCGCGUGCGAGCACUUCGACGAGCUCGUGCUGUCUGAUUUUACAGACAGGAAUCGCGAAGAAAUCGAGAAAUGGUUAAAGAACGAAGACGGGUGCUUCGACUGGAAGCCCAUCAUCGAAUAUGUGUGUAAACUGGACGGUAAAAGAUUAUCUGAUGUGGAAGUGAAACUCAGACAGCGGGUGAGACGAGUGCUGAAAUGUAACGUCCUCUCAGACAACAUGUUUCAGCCAGAGAUCAUUAAACCUGCAGAGUGUGUGAUAACAUCCCUGUGUCUUGAGGUAGCGUGUAAAGACCUACCAACGUACAGGGAUGCACUCUGUAGAGUGUCGAAGCUGGUUAGUCCAGGUGGGGCUUUGGUGAUGAUUGGGGUUUUAGGAGAGACCUUCUAUUAUAUUAAUAAAGUCCGCUUCUCUUGCCUGAAACUAAGCAAAGAAACGAUUGUGGAGAUUAUCAGAAACCUAGGCUUCAUUCUGCAGAAAUUUGAGGUUUUUCACUCAGAUGAUCAUGAGAGAAACAAAGUUUCAGAUCAUGAAGCUUUUUUCUUUCUCACCGCUCUGAAGCCUAACAAGUCUACUUAAGCAUGUCCUAACAUAACCCAACAUAACAUACAUAACAAACAACAAACAUAACAUACAUGAAAACAUAAACAUUGCAUUAAAAAAACAAACAUUACAUGAACAUAACAUACAUACAUAAUAAAAAACAAACUUCACACAUAAAACAAACAUUACAUAAAUAUAACAUACAUAAGAAUCAUAACAAUCAAACUUAACACAUAACAAAGCAGACAUUAAAUAACAAACCCAACAUAACAUACAUAAACAAACAUAAAAUAAACAUAUAACGAAUGCUUUUAGUUGCCUUCUGGGCUUUCAGCAGUAGAUUACUAGAUUUCUGGCAAAUUUAGCUAGCUAACACAACCCCACCAGCAUUAUACAGUAUUACCUACCUGGCAUUAAAUAGCUGCUUUUUGUAGCUUAUUAUUUCUAAUAAUGAUUUUAACCUGAGAAUAGCAAGCAAAUCCAAUCAUGAGUGAACAAAAAUAAAUAACAAAUAAUAAUGUCAGUGUAUAUCCAAUGUGGUUUAAGACAUCUUUUAGUUCUUAUAUUAGUUUGCGGGAAUAAAAUCUAAAAUCCAUCAAUGCAUAGCCAAUGAAACAGUUAACCUUGAUCUGUAAAUUAUAAGACAAUGGAUAAUGAUGACGUUGGACAAACUAUUAUACGCACAUACUGUUAAGGCAAAA